CCAGUCUACUUGGUUUUUGGAAAAAAUUGGAUUGAAAACGAAAGUAAAAUUAUUUUUGUAUGAUAUUUUAAUCCAUACCAUGAUCAAAUAAUCUCUGAUUGUUAUAAUAUUAACUCCUAAAUUUUAUAGCUACUCCUUGACACAGCAACAUUUGUGAAAUAUUUUGGAACAAGGUGACCAGUUUACAAUGGAAGAAUAUUACGAAUCAAAUUGUGAUGUAUGACUGUUAAGAAGAUGUGGUGGAUAUUAUUUUAUGUGUCUUAAACCUUAAGGAGAGAAUUCCCAGUGCCUUUAUCCUUAACAGUUAACACUGUUUUUUAUUUAUGACUACUACAAGAAUUAUGGUUACAUUAUAAUACUAUUAUUUGUGAUAUGGAUUAAAUUCACUGAGGAAAUAAACAAUUCAUAGGUAUGGCUUCAGUGUCUUUGUCAAAAAAACUGUCUAACUCGAGAUACAAUAACUGGGUAAAGGCUAGUUUAGCAGUCUUGAUAACAAAAGAAGGUAUUGAACCUUUUGCUGCAGAUGAAAUUGAACAGUUCCAGCAGAAAUGUUUAACAGAUAUAUGUAACAACCAGGGUCUUCCAUCUGGAACAAUUUGUACAAAUUGUUGCACAGAAAAUGUAGUCAAGUGUCCUACAAACAAAAUUUGUAACAUUAAGCAAAGACAAUGCAGUUAUCAUAAAGAUUCUGCAACUACUUUUCUUCUUGCUGGUUGUCCCAACAAGAUCUGUCACAAUUUCAAAACUGAAAUUCAGAAUGCCCAUAGAUACAAUGGCCCAUCCUACAAAAACACUGAUGCUACUCAGUGGUGCAGUAAAUCCUGGGAGGUCGCUAAGUGCUUCAUGCCCCCAGAUGGGUAUAAAGAUGUUGUGUCUGCAUCAGAAACAGAUUUUAAUGGAGUUAACAGUGUCAUCAUAAACUGCAAAUGUUUUCAGACAAAAGUUACAGAUGAUCUUAGUAAGAAUGGAAACAUUUUUGACAAGGGUAGAGAGAUUGGUAAAGCUGUUCGACACGCCCCUAUUCUGGAAGUGGUGGAUAAUGAUUUGAAGCAAUAUUUCAUUGACCUUGAUAACCUUCUGUCAGAUACUGGACACUUGAUUUCUGAUAAUAAUGCAAUGUUAGCACGGAAAAGAUUAUCUGAGUUACAGAAUGAUACAUUGCUCAUUGGUAAAGAUGAUGUGCGGAAAGUGCUUGAUGAUGUUGCAAAGGUAGCACAUGAUAACAUUAAGACACAAGGUGAUGAAUUUAAAAAAGAAGCAGAAAAAAGAAAACUGGAGCUUAUAGAAACAACUCAAAAAUCUUUAGAAACAUUGAAAAAUAAAGAAAAAAUUACACUAGCUGAAAUUGAUAAGGUUUUAAAAUCUGCUAUUGAUGAACUUGAGAAGCAAACAAAAGUUUCUCUCAAAAGAAUAAAAAAGGCAACUGAUAAAGGAGUGAAAAAACUGAAAACUGAAACUGAGCAAGGUGUAAGUUUGAUACAUGAAGGUACGUGCAAGAUUUUAAAGGAAUCUGAGGCUGCCGUUGACCAAGUCAAACAAGCAGCUAAUGAAGAGUUGAAAAAAGUUUCAGCAGCAAAUAAAGAGAAAGAAGAAGAAGAAUAUAUAACAGCAAAGAAUUAUUUGCAGUCUGAUCUCAUUGCAUUCUACAGAGAAACUUGCAGUACAAUAAACAUCUGUCCUGGUUUAGAUGAAGUUGAUGCUUCUUUAAAAGAUGUCUAUAUUCCGCCUUAUCCUUUGUAUUCAAAGGAAACAGACACAUUGAAAAAAGUGGCUAAACAAUCUACAGACAAGAAGGAAACACAAGAAGAAGGUACUCCUAAUUAUGUUAAGAUGUUUCAGGAACAGGAGGAAACACCAGAUGGAAAACCUGUGAAUUCGCUACAAGAGAUAUUUUACAAACAAUCAAAAGAGUGCAGUGAUAUAUAUUUGACAGCAGAACCUGGACUUGGUAAAACAUCCUUUGUGAAGUGGCUUUCAUUAAACUGGUGUCAGGCACGCGACCCUGUUAAAGAAGAUGACCACUAUUUUGACGAGGAAGAGGUAAAUGAAUUAGAAAAAUUUGAUUUUGUUUUUGUUAUUUUUCUAAGGGAAAUAAAUGACAAGAAUAUGAGUGUAGAUUCUAUGAUAAGAAAUACUAUAUUCCCUGCUUUAGGUAGACAAAACAGCUAUACAAUUUCUAUGAUGGAGAGAGUGAUGUGUGAAGAAAGAUGUCUGAUUGUUUUAGAUGGUCUUGAUGAAUGGAAUGUAUCUGGUAUACCUAAAAGGUCAAUCCGACCGAGUUGUACAUACAUUACAACCUCAAGGCCAUGGAAAUAUUGCUCAAUUGCCCUCAAUUCAAAACAAAUUGAUCAGCAUGUAUGUAUUGAAAAUGUCCAGAACUUUUGCAAGGAUAAGCUCAUUUUAAGCAUAAUGACCAUGUUUAAGAAAAGACAACAUUUGAGAAAAGAUUUUUCAGACAUCUCCAAAGCCUGUAAAAGAUUUAUUAAAGUACUAAAAGAUAAAAAGGUUUCCCAUUUUUAUGGGACACCAGUCAUUUUAGCACAGUUAUUGUAUUUAUGGAAUAUGGAAAAAAGUAUUGGAAAAUCCCAGUUUGAGAUUUACAGUGAUGUGGUAGAUGCUUUAUUUAGCAGAGCUGAGGAUAAAGUUGAUCUUAGUAAAUUAAAAUACACAAUAUCUUCACAAAUAAGUUACUUCAAAUCAUUACUUUGUGAGAAAUACUAUGAUCUGAUGAUAAGACUGGGAAAAUUGGCAUUUAAUAUGUUAUUUUUUGAUGACAAGUUAUCAUCACUUGUGUUUGAUGAAGAAGUUACUGAAAAAUACCUCACAGUUGAGGACAGCAAUAUUCUAGCUUGUGAAAUAGUAGACACCUGUUUAAAGACAGGUUUGCUGUCAAAACAACCAGUUUAUGUAAAAUCAAGAAGAAAGAAAUAUACUUAUUCAUUUCAACAUAAAACUGUGCAAGAAUACUUCGCUGCAUUGUAUAUUCAGGAAGAGUAUGGCACAAAUCUUAAGAGUAUGAUAGUUAAAAAAUGUAAUAAUGUUGAGACAAUUCUAGAGAUGGAAACUGUUUUCAUGUUCCUGAGCGGAGUCAAUCCAAGAAUAUCAGGUAGGGUAUUUCAGUCAUUACAGGGUACAAUAAAUGAAGAUAAAACAAUACAAGAGUAUAGAUGCAGGUUUUCAUUUCUUGUGGAUUUUAAAAUUAGGGCAAUUCAGAAUAUGAAAGUAAACUGUGCUAUAGAGGGUAGAAACAAUGGAAAUGAAAAAUUUCAUCUAUAUCUAGAAGAUGUCAUCAUUGAUCAGUCAAUUAAAGAUGAUGAAUACUAUGAUGCAUUGAAAUUCCUUGUUCAACAGAAUGCUUUGAACAUGAAAUCUUUGAACAUGAAAUCUGUAAAUCUUUGGCACAAUGAAAGAGCUAAAAAUUUAUGGAGAGAUUUUGAAAUACAAAACAUGUCAAGUCUUUGUAGCUUAAAUGUUGGUUUAAGUCAGUUUGAUAAAUGGACAUACUCUCCUGAUACAUUCUCGUCUGAUAUAGUUAGACAUAUUUCUGAGUUAAAUACAGAACGUCUUCAAACAUUGUAUGUUUCAUCUGAUUUACCUGAAACAGAUGAUUUGUUAGAGAAAUUCCUAUUGUUUGUCAAGAAGCAAAUAAGUUUGAGGCAAAUGUUCUUGAAAUUCAGUACAAAUAAGAAGCCUUCAUUAUUUGGAAUGAAUAGAUAUAAGUAUUUUCCUCCAAAAAGUGUACCAUUAUUGCUGCUACAACUUAAUGAACACUUACUGCAGCUUACACUGGAAAAUGUACCUUUAUCACAGCUACACUUAAAUGAGCACUUACAGCAGCUAACAUUAGAAAAUGUACCUUUAUCACAGCUACAGCUGAAUGAACACUUACAGCAGCUAACACUAAAACAUGUACCUUUAUCAGAGCUACACUUAAAUGAGCACUUACAGCAGCUAACAUUAGAAAAUGUACCUUUAUCACAGCUACAGCUGAAUGUACACUUACAGCACCUUACCCUGGAAAAUGUACCUUUAUCACAGCUACACUUAAAUGAGCACUUACAGCAGCUAACAUUAGAAAAUGUACCUUUAUCACAGCUACAGCUGAAUGAACACUUACAGCAGCUAACACUAAAAAAUGUACCUUUAUCACAGCUACACUUAAAUGAACACUUGCGGCACCUUACCUUGAAAAAUGUACCUUUAUCAAAGCUACACUUAAAUGAACACUUGCGGCACCUUACCCUGAAAAAUGUACCUUUAUCACAGCUACACUUAAAUGAACACUUGCGGCACCUUACUCUGAAAAAUGUACCUUUAUCACUGCUACAGCUGAAUGAACACUUACAGCAGCUAACACUAAAACAUGUACCUUUAUCACAGCUACACUUAAAUGAGCACUUACAGCAGCUAACAUUAGAAAAUGUACCUUUAUCACAGCUACAGCUGAAUGAACACUUACAGCACCUUACCCUGGAAAAUGUACCUUUAUCACAGCUACACUUAAAUGAGCACUUACAGCAGCUAACAUUAGAAAAUGUACCUUUAUCACAGCUACAGCUGAAUGAACACUUACAGCAGCUAACACUAAAACAUGUACCUUUAUCACAGCUACACUUAAAUGAGCACUUACAGCAGCUAACAUUAGAAAAUGAAAACAUAAAGAAGAAAAAAGUUAAUAUACCUGCAUCUCAGGAAAAUGUUGAAAGAAUCAACAUUACAGGUUCUUUGAAUUCUCUUUAUGCAUGUUUUAUGGCAUGGUUACCUGGUACUACAGUCACAGCAGUACUCAAUUGUCUAUCUGAAGAGUCAAAACUGAAGGAACUGUCAUGCGAAAAAAAUCUAGAUUCUGUUGCAUAUGAUACUCUUGAAUCUGAGCUACAGACAUCAGAACAGGAUGGUUCAAUAACAACAGAGUCUUGUAGUUCCUAG
This is a messenger RNA of Ruditapes philippinarum (Manila clam), 4929 nucleotides long. RefSeq lists its product as uncharacterized. The transcript has 6 exons. The record is from RefSeq and is a predicted model, not a curated record. Bases 412 to 4929 code for a protein of 1505 amino acids. Lineage: Eukaryota; Metazoa; Mollusca; Bivalvia; Venerida; Veneridae.